Apis dorsata (giant honeybee) is the source of this 3411-nucleotide messenger RNA. RefSeq names its product phosphoinositide 3-kinase adapter protein 1 (gene stumps). Lineage: Eukaryota; Metazoa; Arthropoda; Insecta; Hymenoptera; Apidae. Gene Ontology annotation, molecular function: transmembrane receptor protein tyrosine kinase adaptor activity; fibroblast growth factor receptor binding. Bases 331 to 3408 code for a protein of 1025 amino acids. The record is from RefSeq and is a predicted model, not a curated record. The transcript has 15 exons. Gene Ontology annotation, cellular component: cytosol.
CGAGGCGCGCCGCGCUCCAGCCGGACGUUGUUUUUUCUUCUAUUACUAUUUUUCAUCCGCUUCUCAGACUUCUUCUCUUCUUCUCUCUCUCUUCCUCUCUCCUUCUCUUCUCCGAUAUAUUACUUUUCCCCGUAAUCGAAAAUCAUUGGUAUUCUGCAUCGGAUAGAACGUGUCGAGAAAACUUCUGAUGGUGUGACAUACGAAAUUCGUGCAAACUCGAAGUCAACGCGUUUAUAUCAGGGUGAAAAAUGAUCGAUACGAUGUGUUCGUGGUAAAAAAAUUUCAAUUCGUUGAUCGUUGGUGAAAGAGAUAUAUAUAUAUAUCGAGAAGAUGAAGAUCAAGGAAGAAAAUCAUUAUGCGAAACGAAGCAUCGAAUAUUUCGGUUCUCGUUCAGCAACCGGGCUAUCGAAGAUCGAUUCGCAUCCCGAAGAUGACGUGCUUUUUGUAUCGAGCAAAGACAGCGAAAUUUCAAGCCUGUGGGUCAAUUAUCUCACCGCUUGUUUCGAGCAGAUCAGUAGGCAACAGGGCCGGCCGCCUUUCAAAGUUCGUCACGUGACAGUGGAAGAAUCGAUACAAGCCGGCACCGAGGAGAGGAUUCGAUCGGCGCGUUUGCAGAUCGUUGUCGUGUGUCCAAUAUUGUUGGAACGGAUUCAAAAUCGUUCGGAACACGCGACAAACCUCUCCAGACAAUUGAUCACCGACAAAGUGCUCGCGAUGAUGUUAGGUGUACACGAUAACCACAUCAGCGAGCUUCACAAAUCGAUUCUGGUCUCGUAUAAUCAGUGGAGGAAAUUCUUCGUGAAAGACCAGGACGAGACGUUUGUUGGUGAAUUAUUGGGUGCAGCUAUUGGAAUUCUUGGUACCACGCCACCUCCUGCAUUGAGAAGCGACAAAACGGCGUUUUCGGUUCAUCCGAAGAAAGUGAAGUUGGGCCACAAUCGGAUAAUAGCGUUGCUGAAUGAUCCCUUACGACCCGAGGAUAACGUGUCGGUGAUCGUGGAUCGUUGCGGCGAAGCGAUCGACAUCGCCCACGUGAAACGAAGGAAUCCCUACGCCUUGCAAUUCUCCAUUCCUGACAGAUGUUUGGAAGUGUCGAUGUUGGUCGGUGUUCGUAUAUCGAAGAACGGUUGUCCGUUGGGUGUGAGGCAGGUGAAGUGCGAGAGCAGGCUCAGGGAACUCGACCAGAUCCUCAGGGCUCACGACAAUCCCUUAGAAUUCAUGUGCCAGACAUUCGGCUUCAAUCCUGGUGACAGGGAACAAUUGGAUAAUUGGAUGGUCCACGCGUUUCAACGAAACGUUCCACCGCAUUUCAACCUCCUAUCCACACCCAGUGGAGUGGUCUCUGCUCAGAAAGUCCAUUCGAAAAGACUGGUUGGUCCCGAAGAAAAUCCGACGUUGCUACAUUUUGCCGCCCGUUUCGGUCUGGAACGAUUAGCUUGGCAAUUAUUGGAGUGUCCAGGCGGUGAUAUAGCAUGCGACCUGAGGAACGUGUCGGAACUCACUCCUGCAGAUCUUGCGGAGCAGGCGGGACACGCGAGACUUGCGCAUCAGCUUCGUGGCUACAUGCAAAUGAACGAGUUCACUAACAUGUACAGCUACUUGAAAGUGAUCAGCGAGACCACGACGGAUCAAGCGGCAAGUACGGAACCAUCAACGACUAACACAAUAAAUGAAACCAAUAACGACAAGGAAGAUUAUUGUCGUCCACGACCUUUGAGCGAAGCUUAUUCAGUACCACCGGCCGCAAGACCAAUAACGUCCAUAAUCUUGCCAGGUCAAUUACCAGUAACCACUAGUAACCCCAUUGAGGCGAAUUACUCGAUCGUACCAGCACCAACUCCAGUCAUCGUCAACCCAUCAACACCGACAUCGACGUCGACCAUUACGAAUGGCCUUGAACUUUCUCUUCAAGGUUACAUGAAAAUGCAUCCAGCUGGUUCCAAAACACCAACAUCGAAUAUACCAAAUCAGCAACCAUCCCGAACAGGGACGCCUACGCAGAAUCGUUCAGAUUCUCAUCCCAUGGUUGCUCGAGAGGAGAACAGUCAAUCUUCCUGCUCUUAUGGAAGAACGACUUCCAAUUGCAGCAGUGUGAAAUCGAGGGAGCCGUCCGGACCUCAGGACGAGUUAUUAGAGAUUAUAAAUGACUUCAAGAAUAACGUGUUCACGAUAACAGAAGUGGAGAGACUGGUUGAGAAUUGGAGGAAUCGUAACGACGUUCAGCAAAGCUUCAAAGACAAACAGAGACAGCUCACUGCGAUGAGAGAAGAGUAUGAAAGGAUACAGAAAAGAAUGAAAGAAGAGAUGAAGGCUCCAACACCUUUUGAUAGAAUUAAGAAAUUCUUUUCUAAAGGAAAGAAAGAUUCAAAAGAUUCUUCGAAUGGAAGUGACGAUUCUUCUUCAACCAGCAAAACAGAGAAUGUUAAUGGCGCACUGGCCGAUCGCAGACCAGUUAGUAGUUUGAGUCUGCGUAGCGUUUCAAGCUCCUCUUCCUCUGGUAGAAUGAGUACUGCUAGCGGAUGUAGCGGAACUAGUUUAGGCGACAGUGGAACUCAUUCUGAUACCGAGGACCGUCGGUUACAAAAUGUCAGAGAAGACAAACCGAGUGUGAUGUCGUAUGAAAUACCACCAACUCCAAAACCAUUCACUGGAAGAUAUUCACCGGCGCUUAGAUAUUCUCCCUCUCCUCGUUCCUCGACUGGAAAUGAUCUUGAUCUGAGACCAUCGCAGACAUCAUCAAGGACUGAGGAUACUGAAUAUUACAUCGCCUUUCCACCUUCGGGAUUACCCAUCCAUUCUUUCAAGACAGAGACUUCUCUGAAGGAACCAAAAACACCAAACUCCCCCUGUGAUCAUCCCAAGUACCUGGAUAUGAUACAAAAUUCAUCUCCAGCAACAACUGAUAUCUUAGAAUCAGACGCAUCUUCUAGACAUCCUGGCAACAGUUAUGCAAACAUAGACCCUACUACGUUGAACUCCGCGCCAGUGCCGCCAGCUGGCAUUCCUACAAAUUACGUGAACGUGAGACCCGCUUGCGUCACUUCGUUUCAAGAAACUAUCCAAGGUCACCAGAUCGAGAGACACUCGCUCGAAUCAAAUCACGUGUGCGAAACUUCAAAAAACUCGUUCAAGGUCGAGACAUCCAAUAAUGGGCAAAGUGAUCAAGAUCAUAUCAUGAAUGAAGCCCAAAGUAAAAAUAAUCAAGGUCAUGUUGCGAAUGAAGUCGAAAGUAAAAGCAAUGAGGAAUACGUGGAAACAAAUUUGAUGAAUAAUUCGGAGGACAUGGAUGUGCCAGAUAUCGGUAAACUACCGGAAUAUAUGAAUGUCGAUGUUCCUCAGGAUCACAAAGCCGAUAUAACGAACAUGCCUGCACCUCCCGUUCCACCAAGAGUCAUCGCAAAAAAAUAAAAG